GGCCGGGGCGGCGGCGCUGGGCAGCGGGACCCGCCGGGGAUGGGGCCGGGGCCGGGGUCCCCCGGACACGAUGCUGCUCGGCAGGAAGCUGGAGGGGCCGCUCGGAGCGGGCAGGUUUGGAGAUGGAUUAUAUGACUCCUAUAUGAGGAUAGAUGAUUUAAGAUAUCAAGAGCCUUCAAAUGAAGAACGCAGCGCCUCUGGACCCACUUCCCUUCCAAGACCUCAAGUUUCCAUCAACAAACUCAUGAUGAAGGAUCACUCUCUGCCUGGAAAUCAGGUCAAAGUAGAGCAGUUAUUUGAGGACUCUGGCAACAAAAGGAGCAGUUCUCUUCAGUGUGCAGGAGUUUCUGGUUUAGAAAGACCUCUCCCUUCCUUGUCAAAAGAUAAAAUCCUAGACAACAUAAGCUCUUCUAAAACUGGUGGCAGGGCACUGAAAUGUCUUUCCCAAGCUCCGGAGCAAGCUGUCAAACAGUACAGGCACCAGCUAUCUGCUUAUGAGCAGCAAGAGAUAUUUAAUUUUUCUGAGAUUUACUUUGUGGGUCCAGCUGCGAAAAAGAGACAAGGAGUCAUCGGCGGCCCCAACAACGGCGGCUACGAUGACGACCAAGGCAGCUACAUCCACGUGCCCCACGACCACCUUGCCUACAGGUAUGAAGUGCUCAAAAUCAUCGGCAAGGGCAGUUUUGGGCAAGUUGCCAAAGUGUACGAUCACAAACUCCACCAGCACUUGGCCUUAAAGAUGGUCCGCAACGAGAAGAGGUUCCACCGCCAAGCGGCAGAGGAGAUCCGGAUCCUGGAGCACCUGAAGAAGCAGGAUAAAACAGACAGUAUGAAUGUUAUCCACAUGCUGGAAAGCUUCACCUUUAGGAACCACAUCUGUAUGACCUUCGAGCUCUUGAGUGUGAACCUGUAUGAGCUGAUUAAAAGGAAUAAGUUUCAGGGUUUCGGUCUCCAGCUGGUGCGGAAGUUUGCUUACUCCAUCCUGCAGUGUUUGGCUGCUCUUUAUAGGAACAGAAUCAUCCACUGUGACUUGAAGCCAGAAAACAUCCUCCUCAAACAGUACGGGAGGAGUGGAAUCAAGGUUAUAGAUUUUGGGUCCAGCUGUUUUGAGCACCAAAGAGUCUACACGUACAUCCAGUCUCGAUUCUAUCGGGCGCCAGAGGUGAUCCUGGGAAGCCGCUACGGCUUGCCCAUAGACAUGUGGAGUUUUGGCUGCAUCCUGGUGGAGCUUUUGACUGGAUACCCUCUUUUUCCCGGAGAGGAUGAGGCGGACCAGCUGGCCUGCAUGAUGGAACUUCUCGGAAUGCCACCCCAGAAGCUCUUGGAUCAGUCCAAGCGAGCCAAGAACUUCAUCAACUCCAAGGGUCACCCUCGUUACUGCACCGUGACGACGCACGCGGACGGCAAAGUGACCCUGAACGGGAGCCGCUCGCGCCGGGGGAAAGUCCGGGAAGCUCCGGGGAACAAGGACUGGGUGACAGCACUGAAGGGCUGCGAUGACCCCUUGUUUAUAGACUUCCUGAAGGAAUGCCUGAGCUGGGAUCCUGCGGCGCGCAUGACCCCCGGCCAGGCUCUGAGGCACCCUUGGAUUUGUAAACGAGUGCCCAAACCGCCCCCUGCGGAUAGAACCACCGCCAGAAGGGUCCCUAGCUACACAAGUUCUUUCCAAGGGACGGGUUCCAGGCUGCCUUCCGUGGUUGGAGGAGCCAACAAGCUGAGGGCUAAUUUGGGAUCUGACUCUGGUAGCAAUAUUCCGCUCUGUUCCGUGCUCCCCAAACUGGUCAGCUAGUGGGGGAUGCUGGAAUCCUGGAAUAACAUCCCUCCGUGUUCUGCCUGUCCGUUCACGAUGUGCGAGGAAAUUAAACGCAGAGGUGUUGUUUUUUUUAACUGAGUUACUUUUUAUUAGAGGCCACAUCCCGAAUUUUCAAAGAUCAGUCAAAAUGUUCACAUUUAAAGGGCUAACUUUUGUCCAGUUGCUUCACUUACACCGUGGGGGAUAUUCCAUUUCUGGGGAGGUCAGCUCAGCUGGUGGGUACAAGGACAACGUGGCAGAUGUUUAAAAAAUGUUGUUUUAGAAAUCAAACUAUUUCUUAUCAUGGUUUAACAGACUCUCUUGCUUAAGACAGAAAGGGAACUUGAUUUGAAAUACGUAUUUUCAGUUAUCUCCAACUGAACUCUUUUUAUUCCAGGGAAAGUUUUUACAUCUCUUGUCAAAAGCACAAGUGCAUUAAUGCAAUGCAUUGGGAACUUGCAAAUGGCUUAAGUUUUAAGGGUUUUAUUUCUCUGCACUGCUUUUCCCUUAUCUAUCCUGAGAUUUUAAAAAACUGCCAUGGGAUGUAGAUACCAAAUAAGGAAUUUGUUGUUGGAAAAGAAAACACUUGGAUGAUAAAAUUUCAAAGGAGCGUAGAAAUGCCACAAAACACGAGAAAUAGCUAAAUAAAACUAUGAAUUUCUGUAACACUUACUAUUUCCCAUAAAAGUCUGUGGGAAUUGUAGGGGAAUUCGAGAUCAGACCUGGUCCAUCACAAGAAUUCCAGAUCAGGCCUGGUCCCUCCCAAGUGUGAGCCAGUUUGUUCAGGGCUAAUGAUGCAAUUAUGUUUCUUUGGAGCUCAGAUUUCAAUCAUCAGUUCUGCCAGGUGUGUGUCUUUCGUUUUUCCAGUGUUGUUCCUCAAACAAAAACGUUGAACUUUUAAGAGCUGGUUUAUAUAUAGAUGUUUGAAAUUUUGGUCAUUUAAAAAAAAAAAAAUUAUCUUUUUGUGUAGAGUGAAUUCCAUUGAAUUACGUGAAGCUCUUUUAAUAAAAUGCAAACGUGCCACUCCUGUCAGACAAGUAGAAGUUUUUAAGGCCUGGGAUUGUGACUAGAAAAUGAGGGGGGUGGGGGAAAACACAUGUAAUAAUUGGAAGUGUGCUCUGAAAUCUAAAAAAAAAACAAUCUGUGAAAACAUAACCAGGAAAGACUGGGAAGGUGCAAGAACUGGUGGAUCCAAAUGAAAA
Molecule: messenger RNA, 2994 nt
Organism: Empidonax traillii (willow flycatcher)
Lineage: Eukaryota; Metazoa; Chordata; Aves; Passeriformes; Tyrannidae
Gene: DYRK3
Product: dual specificity tyrosine phosphorylation regulated kinase 3
Exons: 3
Coding region: 71-1789 (572 amino acids)
Biological process (GO): peptidyl-serine phosphorylation; peptidyl-threonine phosphorylation; positive regulation of cell cycle G2/M phase transition
Cellular component (GO): nucleus
Molecular function (GO): protein serine/threonine/tyrosine kinase activity; protein serine/threonine kinase activity; ATP binding
Source: RefSeq, a predicted model, not a curated record